AGCCUUUUCUGUUUUCACCGCUGUUUGUUUAAAAAAAGGCACAUUAGUUCACAACAAUUCACCCUUUUUCAACUCUAAACAGUAAACCUUCUCCCACUUUUUUUUCUUAUUCCUUUCUUCUUUGCUACUGUUUCCUUAGCUGCCUCCACUGCCACACUUUCCUUUUUCUUCUACCUACAUUUCUACUCUCGUUUUGUUUCCCUUUUUAUAUGAUUCUUCUCUUCAUCGGAUGUUCCCUAUCUUUAAUGUGUGGUUUUCAAAAACAUGAAGCCAUUUUGAUUGAUCAUAUUGAUUAAGAGUGAAGGCCAUAAUUUCUUCAGAGACCAAACAAUGGUUCUUGGCCUAAGAACUAAGAACAGAAAAGGCAACUCAUAUCAGGUUUCUUACAUUGUAUAUGUAAAGGAAAUUAAUCCUUGGACACCAUUGCAGUCUUUGCCAGCGGCUCAAUCUUUAUUGCUUCAAUGGGAAAAUGGUGAUAAGAAUUCUGGGUCCUCGGUUUCUAGUUUUAGGAAUGGGAAAAUCGAGUUUGGUGAGUCUUUCAGGCUUCAAGUAACUUUAUCUCUGGAAUCGUCCCGUAAGAGCACCAACCGUGAUGGCUUCCAGAAGAAUUGUUUAGAGUUCUACUUGUAUGAGCCUCGAAAGGACAAGGUGGCAAAGGGUCAACUUUUAGGAUCUGCUGUUGUAAACCUUGCAGAUUAUGGGAUUAUCAGGGAAACUAUAAGCAUUAGCACUCCUAUUAACUUGAAGAAGAGUUCAAGGAACAUAGAACAGCCUGUUCUUUAUCUUACUAUCCAGCCAUUUGAUAAAGGUAGCUCCAGCUCAUCAUCGAAAGGCAGCUUGCCAAAAGAAGUAUCACUUGAAAAGGAUGGGAGUGAAUCUGUUUCUGGAUCAAUAAAUGAAGGGAAUGAUGAGGAAACUGAGAUUGCCUCUUUUACUGAUGAUGGUGAUGAUGGUCUUUCCUCACAUUCAUCUCGGACUGUUUCUUCAUCUGUUUUUGAUUCUUCUAGGGAGUCACAUAGCCAACAUGAGAAGAUUGGAUUGGAAUCAGCAAAUGGUGGUAUAGGAAGACUUGGGCUCAGUCUUCCUUCUGAUGGAACAUCUGCAAACUCAGGGGUAAGUCCGGCGGUUGAAGCAUUCAAGCAAGUAAAUGGGAAUACAUCUCAUUUAUCUUCAAUGUACUUGUCCUCCAAUCCCGAGAAUCCUGUAAGUCAUCCAAUGGGUAAAGUUUCUUCCUCAGAGGCAUGUGUUGCUGUUCCAGUAGAUGUGAACUUGAAUCAUGUAAAAGAUAAAGACUCCCAUAGCAAAAGAGAGGGAGCUAGAAAAGCAUGGAGGCAUGACCAAUGCCAUGUAAACAGACAUUUAAGUAGCAAUUCACGUGUUGGCCAUUGGAAGGGAAAUGCUGAAAAGUCACCAUGGGAAGAUGAGCUGGAUAACCAGAUUUUGGGCCCCGAGGAAUAUUCUCUUCAGGACAGGUUAGGUUUUAGACCACCUCAAGAUUCUACGAGAAAGCAAGUUGCAUUGAGGAGUAACACUUUUGCAUCCAGCUCGACAGCAACUGAAGUGAAAGGUGGCUUCCUUGCAAAUGAUAGGCAAAAGCGUGUGACACCUGUUCAGUUGCAUGUUGACAAAGGUACGAGUAACGGACUAUCAAAGAUCCAGUUUAUGGAGAAGGCGAAGGAAAAUUAUAUCCCUGAGAAGACUUCUAAUGGUACCACAAGUGAUAUACUUGGUUCAAGGGAAGAAACUGCAAACAGCUUUUCUAACCGCAAAGUUGACUCAGGUAACAGUUAUGGGCUGCUAAAGAAAACUGAGUUUGCAAAGAAGGCAAAGGAAAAUGAUAUUCCUGAAAAGAUUCAUUGUGGUUCUACAAGUGACACAUGUAAUAAAAGCAAAGAAAAUAGAAAAAGCUUUUCCAACAGCAAAGUUGAGUUGGAAUCCAAAAUUGAAAUGCUCGAAGAAGAACUAAGGGAAGCUGCUGUUGUUGAGGCUAGUCUUUAUUCCGUUGUUGCUGAGCAUGGAAGUUCUACAAACAAGGUUCAUGCUCCAGCUAGAAGACUUUCUAGAUUCUAUCUUCAUGCUUGUAAAGCAAAUACCCAAGAUAAGAGGGCAAGUGCUGCAAGGGCUGCAAUUUCAGGAUUGGUAUUGGUCUCUAAAGCAUGUGGAAAUGAUGUUCCAAGGUUAACCUUCUGGUUAUCAAAUUCAAUUGUAUUGAGAGCAACUGUUAGCCACGCAAUUGGUGAAAUGCAGCUAUUUUCGGAAGGUUCUGAUGACUGGGUGGACCCUCAGACAUUUUUACUUGCACUGCAAAAGUUUGAAGCUUGGAUCUUCUCCAGAAUUGUCGAGUCUGUGUGGUGGCAGACUUUGACUCCAUAUAUGCAGUCUGCUGCUGCAAAGAGCUCAUGCUCGAAGAAAAACUCUAGCAGAAGAUAUGGAUUAGGUGAUCAAGAGCAGGGGAGUUUUUCAGUUGAGCUUUGGAAGAAGGCUUUUAAAGAUGCCUGUGAGAGGCUUUGUCCCAUUCGAGCAUGUGGGCACGAAUGUGGCUGCUUAGCUGUGCUGGCUAAAUUGGUCAUGGAGCAAUUGGUGGGUAGAUUAGAUGUUGCAAUGUUCAAUGCUAUUCUUCGUGAAUCAGCUGAAGAAAUGCCAACAGACCCUGUUUCUGAUCCAAUAAGUGAUUCAAAGGUUCUUCCUAUCCCUGCAAGCAAAUCCAGCUUUGGGGCAGGUGUACAAUUGAAAAAUGCUAUUGGAAACUGGUCAAGAUGGCUAACAGAUCUAUUUGGCAUUGAUGAUAAUGAGAGUCCUGAAGAUAGCAACGAAGUAGGUGACUGCAAAAAUGCUGCAUGUGAGGGUUCCUUCAAGUCCUUUUGCCUCCUGAAUGCAUUGAGUGAUCUCAUGAUGCUUCCAUCUGAGAUGCUUGCGGAUAGGUCCACAAGAAAAGAGGUAAGCCCCAAGUUCAGCGUCUCCCUCAUCAUCAGGGUUCUUAACGAUUUUGUACCUGAUGAGUUCAACCCUAAUCCAGUUUCACAGGCAGUUUUUGAAGCAUUGGAAAAGGAUCUUUCUGAGGGUGGGGAAGAGUCUAUCACAAACUUUCCAUGUAUGGCUACUCCUAUUGUCUAUUCGCCACCUUCCGCAACUUCCCUAACCGACAUUAUAGGAAGCCAAGUCAUGGAAAGGAGUAAGUCAUUGGUACUUAGAAAAUCAUACACUAGUGAUGAUGAGCUUGAUGAAUUGGAUUCACCCAUGACCUCGAUCAUGAUUGAGAACCCCCGCAGUUCUCCCAAAACCAAUUGGAUGAGAACGGGAAAGGGGGGCCGGAAAGUUGUUAGAUAUGAGCUAAUCCGAGAGAUAUGGAAGGAUGGUGAGUAGCAAUGUUUAUUUUUCAUCCAACCCUGUCUUUUUUUGUAUAUAAGCACGUGAGCAUAGGCUGGUUUUGUUAAGUUGUUUUGUUGGAGUUUUGCAAGAAUUGGUAUUUUCCUUAAUAUCAUCGUACAUAUGUUACUACGAAUCCCUAUUGCCUACUGCAUCUGUUGCUGUGAUAUAUAAGGAAGAGGAUUUCAAAUAUUUCUUAAA
Molecule: messenger RNA, 3567 nt
Organism: Gossypium raimondii (Peruvian cotton)
Lineage: Eukaryota; Viridiplantae; Streptophyta; Magnoliopsida; Malvales; Malvaceae
Exons: 9
Coding region: 331-3363 (1010 amino acids)
Cellular component (GO): nuclear pore
Source: RefSeq, a predicted model, not a curated record